ACGCUUUUUAUUAAUAUUAUUAUUUUUCAGAACCAAAAUCAGUAUAAAAUGUGUGGUAGAGUUUUUCAAAUUAUCAAGAUAAUAAAGUAAAAUGUCUUUUAUUAAUGAUCCUGUAUUAAAUAUUAUAGUAGUAGGAUUUCACCACAAAAGAGGCUGUCAGGUGGAGCAUUGUUACCCUGAGUUGAUACCUGGUAAACCAUGCGAACUGCCUGCACCCUGGCGUCAUCUGCCGGCUUUAGCUUUGCCAGAUGGAUCUCACAACUACCUUUCUGACACAAUAUUCUUCAAUUUACCCGGCCUGUCGGAGCCUGCCCAUACUGUUUAUGGCAUAUCAUGUUUUCGACAAAUUCCUGUAGAGGAAGUUGUCCAGAAAACAGAAGACAUGACUCGGAGUUCAGUUCAAAAGAGUGUAUGUGUAGUCUGCCGAGCACCACUCUUUGGUCGGCUUGCUGUAAAAAUGGAGCUUGUUGUGCGCGCUUGGUUCCUCCAGGGUGACUUCUCCCAAACAAAACUCCUUGAAGAUGCCUACAAUCAUUUAAAUAGUUGCCCAGUGCAGAUUGAUCAAACUCUAGAAGGUUUAUCAGUUCAGAAAUUAGUAGAAAGUUGGAAGCAUAAAGCGUUAUUAUUGUUCAAAUUGUUAUUGUUGAGACGUAAAGUACUGAUUUAUGGCUCGCCUGCUGGUACACUGUCUGCUGCGCUCUUGACCCUGGUGUCGUUGUUACCACAUUGUUUAGAAAGUGGACUAUCCCUUGCUGCUAAUGUAACGCUAUCUAGGCCAUUAUCUCCAACACCUGCAGAUAUAGAGUGUAAAGUAGAAGAAAUUGACUCAGCUGUAGUAGCUCACAAUGAACCUUAUUUAAAUGGAACUACACAAUUAGAUGAAGAGUUAUCUCCCAAAGAAACGGGUAAUAUGUUGGAAGAGAAAGACAGAAUAAGUCGACAAAGUUUCGAUGAAACAAUACUCACUGAUGUUGUGGAUCGGCAAGAUUUGUCUGCGAGCAGGGAGAAAUGUCACAGUAUCGGAGAGAAAUACAAGCCGAAGUCGGUCACGGAAGCGCAACAGAGUCCUACGAUGGCUCGGGACAUGAGCGUGGACGGCCUGUACAAUCUGACCGGACAGAUAGACCAUACGGAGUGUGGCUUGCCAUUGCCAUUAUUUGAGGAUGGAUACCUAUGUCUGCCAUAUUUAUCAUUACAGUAUUUAGAUUUGUUAUCCGACAGUGCGGUAGAAGGCUUUGUGGUGGGUGCGUCCAAUGUGUUGUUUAAACAGAAGAGGCAGCUGUUCGACGUGCUGGUGGAGCUGAACGAGAUGCGCAUAGAGACGGCGGACCUGGCGCUGCGCCGGCAGCUGACUCUCGGCACCGAGGACCUGCGAUUCGCAGACCACGUGGUACGCCACGCCGCCGCGCAGGGCGACGCCUGGAUACGAGAUCAAUUUGCUAGUUACUUAAUUUAUCUUCUAAGGACUUCCUUGUUACCAGAAGGUAGCAGGGAAUUCGACUCAUACAAUGCUCAAUUUAUGAAUGCUUUAAAGUGUACACCGGCGUAUCAGAAGUGGCUGAAGACAAUCAAUGAAGGGGACAUACAGAACUUUAUAAACCUUAUGCCCAUGCAUCCAUUUUCGGGCCAGUUGUCAGUUGCGGAUAUGAAACUAAAGUUUGCACAUACUAUGUCUACAACGGAGGGUGGUCGUAAGGUGACGGCGGCGGUGGCGACUACGGGUCGCGCGGUGGCCACCACUUCGCGUGCGGUGGGCGGCGCGCUGUCGCAGGCGCGUGGUGCGCUCUCCGGAUGGUGGUCGGCGCUCACCACACCCGCACCCCCCAUGCCUCACACCGACACAUCCGCACCCCCCGAAGCCCCUCCACACCACGGCGAUGACAAGAUGUCCGCCUCCGACGCGGAGGAUAUCGUCGAGCAGCUAGAAGAUGACAAUAGGAAGGAACCCCUCACCGACAACUCUGACCCCCCAGAUAAACUGAUCGAAGAAAGCACCAAUACCAUAGCGAAGAUACGUGUUGUUUGAAUCUUGAUACGAAUUUAAUGUACCAUAUUGUUG
This is a messenger RNA of Papilio machaon (common yellow swallowtail), 2059 nucleotides long. RefSeq names its product late secretory pathway protein AVL9 homolog. The coding region runs from base 92 to 2026 and encodes 644 amino acids. The transcript has 7 exons. NCBI's taxonomy places the organism in Eukaryota, Metazoa, Arthropoda, Insecta, Lepidoptera, Papilionidae. The record is from RefSeq and is a predicted model, not a curated record. Gene Ontology annotation, cellular component: cytoplasm.